AUGGAGAAGGUAAGCGAUGACGAUACAAUAAACAUCCUUUGCUCUAAACUAAUACUAACCAAAAACGAAGCAGGUCUACAAUGGCUAAUUGGAUCUCCAUUUUUCCCUCCCUUCACUAUCAUUUCCACCUUCAAAUCCAUCCACACCUCUUCUUCCUCUCCGGAUUUCAUCAAAGAAUCAGACGACUUGCGGACGCUGUUGAUAAAAGGAUUUGAUGUAAUCGGAGGGUUGAUUUUUGGUGGUUCAAGUUCUGAUGUUGAGAAGAAUGCUCGCGAGGCGAUUGGUGCGGCGAGGAAAUUGAGAGAGCUUGUUUUUGGUGGAGGGGGAGAGAAAUUGGAGAAUCGAGAAUUGAUUGGUGCGGUCGCGGAUUUGAGUGGCGGCGGGGCUGGUAGUGUUAAAUUUUUUGUGGAGAGAAGUGGGAAUGUGAAGGCUGUUAGUAGUGUUGUUUAUGAAGAGAGUCCGGAGAAGUUUGUUUGGGAGAGAGGGUGUUUGGUUCGGUGUAACCUUCCCAUUAAAAUGCCUGUUUUUAUUCCGGUGAAGAAUGAGACUGUUAGUUUCGAAAAUGGUACUAGAAACAAGACUAAGGGAUUUCCAAAGGAUGGAAGGUUUUUCACUGAGGUGAUAAUUGAUAUUGAUUUUGUGGACGUGAAGGAUAGUGGAGGUGAAGCAGUUGUUAGCAAGUUCAAAGAUCCGCAGGUUACCUACAUGGUAGAAAGAUUAAGCAAAGACAUUUCAGAUGUACCUCAACCUGUCAUCCUCCAUGGUGUAGACUUGGAUUUUAACACAGAUCUCGCAAAUAUCAAGCUUGUGGACAACAAAGCUUCUCAAGAUUCUGAUGCAAAAAAAUUGACUUGCUCACACUUUUGUUUGAAAAGUAAAUCUUCCCUGGGAUUGAUUUCUGCAGAGAAUGCAGGCGUAAUCCAAGUGAGUGUUCUGUCCAAUAGAUCUAGAAAGUCCCCUAAAUCCACAGCACCAUUUGCAGAAUAUUUUCCAGCUUUUGAAGAAGCCAGACUUUUAGUUGUGGAUUUUGAGCUAGAAGUGCUGUGCUAUGCAGCCAAGGAUCUUCUGCUGAUGUCUGCAGUUUCAAAGUUGAUCAUUCCUGCAUUAGUUGACCAGUUCAAUUCAAUGAAAAAGACAGUCUUGCCCAAACUUUUAACUCAACACCCUCAGGCAGUUGAUGAUACCAAAAAGCUCUUGAUUAUUGAAGUCAGAAGAUCUUUACAUGUGAGGCUAGGAUUACCUUUUGAUCGUCCCCUUCUAAGAAUUGCUAAUGCUCUAGAUUUCUCGAUGAUGAAGGAUGGUUCGGGAAACAGCUCAAAACGAAAAGGCCCUUCUUUGCUCAAAGAUGUACACAUUGGGAUUCCAAGUAGUGGGGGGGGCGUUGUCUCUCUGGUUCAAGGUUCUUAUGAAUACCAUCACUAUCUUCAAGAUGGCUUUGAUGAUUCGGGCUGGGGCUGUGCUUAUCGCUCUCUACAGACUAUCAUUUCAUGGUUCAGACUCCAAUAUUACACAUCCAUUGAUGUUCCUUCUCAUAGGGAAAUACAACAAUCACUUGUCGAGAUUGGUGAUAAAGAUCCGUCUUUUAUUGGAUCACAUGAAUGGAUUGGUGCUAUUGAGUUGAGCUUUGUUUUAGAUAAACUUCUUGGCGUAAGUUCCAGAAUCAUAAAUGUUAGAUCAGGAGCUGAGCUACCUGAAAAAUGUCGAGAGCUGGCCUUGCACUUUGAGAAUCAAGGAACACCUAUUAUGAUUGGUGGUGGUGUCCUUGCAUACACCCUUCUUGGAGUUGAUUACAACGAAGCCAGUGGAGAUUGUGCAUUUCUAAUACUUGAUCCUCACUAUACCGGCAAUGACGAUCACAAGAAAAUUGUAAAUGGUGGAUGGUGCGGAUGGAAAAAGGCUGUUGAUAGCAAGGGAAGGAAUUUCUUUUUACAUGACAAGUUCUAUAAUCUUCUCCUGCCACAGAGGCCCAACAUGGUCUAG
Molecule: messenger RNA, 1980 nt
Organism: Dovyalis caffra
Lineage: Eukaryota; Viridiplantae; Streptophyta; Magnoliopsida; Malpighiales; Salicaceae
Source: the annotation of a GenBank genome assembly